Ostertagia ostertagi is the source of this 276-nucleotide messenger RNA. Lineage: Eukaryota; Metazoa; Nematoda; Chromadorea; Rhabditida; Trichostrongylidae. The record is from the annotation of a GenBank genome assembly.
AUGCGCUCGCAUGUGGUUGCAGCUCUUGUGGCGUUUACUAUUAUGUCGAUCACUCAACUGUUCAUCCUGCUCAACUGCUUACACAGCCGUUGUAGUACAGCCGAGGCACCUACCCGUGAGGACACCAUAUCCUGUUCUUCUAGCGGUUCUUAUGUGUCAUCUCAAUGUUACUCGUCCAGUGUUGAAGACAUUUCAAGAGUUCUUGCGCCCAAUUCACAAGAACAAGAGAAUAUGGACUUGGAUUUUGUCAUAGUGCUCUGUGGCGGUUUCGCCUAA